Messenger RNA from Malassezia restricta, 1668 nucleotides. Its product is annotated as oxidoreductase. The record is from RefSeq and is a predicted model, not a curated record. Bases 1 to 1668 code for a protein of 555 amino acids. The transcript is spliced from 2 exons. Gene Ontology annotation, cellular component: cytoplasm. NCBI's taxonomy places the organism in Eukaryota, Fungi, Basidiomycota, Malasseziomycetes, Malasseziales, Malasseziaceae. Gene Ontology annotation, molecular function: 2 iron, 2 sulfur cluster binding; oxidoreductase activity, acting on NAD(P)H; flavin adenine dinucleotide binding.
AUGUCUGAUCAGAGAAAAGAGCGUAUCUUUGUGGGGUUAGCAUGUGAUAUGCCUGUCGGAUCGAUCACCGAAGUUCCUUUGGAUGGUGCUUUGGAUCCGCCGGUGAAUGCAUUAGUAGCAAAUGUGCACGGAACGUACUAUGCGACUACGUCGAAGUGUACACAUUACGGCUUGGCAUUGAGCAAGGGUAUAUUAACAAGUGAAGGGCGCCUCUACUGUCCAUUCCAUGGUGCAUGCUUUAAAGUGACAACAGGAGAUAUUGAAGAUGCGCCCGCGCUUGAACCUUUAAAGACCUUCGAAGUACAGCGGGACAAUGAUGAUAAAGUGUACAUUUUGGUGGAUUACGAAGCGCUGAAACGGUCGCCCUGGGAAUCAUGCAAGAAAGAAACACACGAAAAUAAGAGCGGACUUCAUACUGUGUUUGUGGGAGGUGGUGCUGUGACGCUUCAUGCAGUCCAGGAGAUGCGGAGGAACGGAUACAAAGGUUCUAUAACUGUCCUUACUGCUGAGCCCUAUCCCACCAUUGACCGAACAAAGCUUAGCAAGGCGUACGCUCCUGAGCUAAAGCAUGCUCUUGUGAGGGAUGAGUUUUUUUGGCGCGAAACACUUAAUGUAGAUUUGCGCCUUUCAAGCUACGUUUAUGAUAUUGAUACAAAGAUGAAGCGUCUAAGUAUCCGAGGGGGGAAUACCAUUCUUUAUGACAAUUUAGUUCUGGCCACAGGCUCAGUCCCGCGUCGCUUACCCAUCGAGGGUGCUAAUGCUAAAGGUGUUUACGUGCUUCGAACGCAUUCGGAUGCAAAGGCUUUGACAGAGUCAUUGAGGAAGCACCCAUCGCCUCAGCUCGUCAUUAUUGGCACUGGUUUCAUUGGUCUGGAAAUGGGCAUCGCUCUGGCAAAGCAUGCAAAGGUCACAUUACUAGGGCAAACACAUGUGCCUCUCGAGGGACCAUUGGGUCGAAGUGUUGGCGGCGGUUUGCAAACCGCUAUUAUGAAUGAGCGACCUCUACGAUUUCUCAACGCGGUUGACCUGGUUCGAAUUGAAACAGAUAUGAAUAAUAGUGUGCGUGGUGUGACUGUGCAACCACGCGCGCGGGGCUCUCCGGAGCUGUUCCUUGCAGCAGAUGUGGUUUUGAUGUCCACGGGUGCCAAACCAGCGACUGAUUUUCUGCGGAAUUCGCCGUCGUUCCCUGCGUUGCGGCCAGACGGAUCUGUGGAAGUGGACGCGGCGCUACGCGUGGUGGGCCUGCAGAACGUGUUUGCCGGUGGCGACAUUGCAGCUUACCCUUGGGACAAUGGCGUUGUGCGUAUUGAGCAUUGGAAUGUGGCUUGCAACCAUGGACGCGACAUUGGGCGGACCAUUGCCUCUGGUCGAUUGCAUCCUCAUCGCCAUAUUCCUGUGUUCUGGUCAGGUCUAACUUCGCCGCUGCGAUAUGCUGGUGUAAGUCUAGGCUACAACCAGAUGCACGUGGAUGGUGAGCCUGAUGAAGCUGAGUUUAUUGCCUAUUAUGCUAAGGAUGAUCGAGUUAUCGGUGUAGCAACCAUGUGGAGAGACCCUAUGAUGGUCCAGGCAUUGUCAUUAAUGAAAGCUGGUAAAAUGCCCAGGCUAAGCGACAUUGUAGCUGGUCUGGACAUCAUGACGCUGACUACGACCCCCACGAGGAAGAUGUAG